Penicillium diatomitis is the source of this 423-nucleotide messenger RNA. RefSeq lists its product as uncharacterized. The transcript has a single exon. The coding region runs from base 1 to 423 and encodes 140 amino acids. The record is from RefSeq and is a predicted model, not a curated record. NCBI's taxonomy places the organism in Eukaryota, Fungi, Ascomycota, Eurotiomycetes, Eurotiales, Aspergillaceae.
AUGGCAAUGCCCAAGAAGUGCACUGAACUGGAUGGACACACCGAGUUUCUCAACCAUGGAAAGCCGCUCGCCGGUUCUUGGUAUAGAACUGAGCUGGAGUCGCUAAAGUACCGAGUGCUUUGUUCGUGUACGGUUCCAAUAACGUCCACCAUUGCGUCUGGGCGUGGCGUGUCGAGGGAUAGGAUUACUGAGAUUCGAUCCGUUCCAGCGUUGAAACACGAGUCAGACAGUUUCAAUGGCAGUCCCAACAACAGUCUCAAUGGCAGUCUCAAUGGCAGUCUCAAUGGCAGUCUCAAUGGCAGUCUCAAUGGCAGUCUCGAUGGCAGUCUCAAUGGCAGUCUCGAUGGCAGUCCCCAUGACGGUUUCUAUGAAAAUUUCAAUGACAUUCUCAAUGACUAUCCCAAUGACUGUUCCGCAAAUUAA